CUGCAGGAGAGAGGAAGGAAAGGCUGGAGGCAGCAGCCGGGACACAGGCAGCAUCCCUCCCCGGUGUGCACAGAGGACAGGCAGACAUGAGGACGAGCUGAGUGAGCGCUGUACCCCAGACGUGUCCAUCCAGGAUCAGGGAAAAUGAUUCCAGUUACUGAAUUCCGUCAGUUCUCGGAACAGCAACCAGCUUUCCGGGUCCUCAAACCUUGGUGGGAUGUCUUCACUGAUUAUCUCUCGGUGGCCAUGCUGAUGAUUGGCGUAUUUGGCUGUACACUGCAGGUCAUGCAGGACAAGAUAAUCUGUCUGCCAAAAAAAGUACAUACAGUUCACAACGCUUCUAUCUAUAAUUCUUCAGGUCCUGUCCUCAAUGUGCCUCUUCCUGCUCCCAAGCCAUUAGCCUCUUCUGGGACUGUGGAGAUGAAAGGGUUAAAAACAGAUUUGGAUCUCCAGCAGUACAGCUUUAUCAACCAGAUGUGUUAUGAGCGUGCUCUUCACUGGUACGCAAAGUAUUUUCCUUACCUGGUGCUCGUGCACACCCUAAUUUUCAUGGUGUGCAGCAACUUUUGGUUUAAGUUUCCCGGAUCAAGUUCCAAAAUCGAGCACUUUAUUUCCAUACUUGGAAAGUGUUUUGAAUCUCCCUGGACAACACGAGCAUUAUCUGAAGUGUCUGGUGAGGAUCCAGAGGAGAAAGAUAAUCGAAAGAACAAUAUGAGUAAGACCAUGGGUAUCCCUGCUGUGGAGAAUCCCCUUGUUAAGUCUCAGUCACUCAAAUCCAUACCAGAAAAGUUUGUUGUUGAUAAAGCAGCUGCUGGGGCCCUGGAUAAAAAGGAAGGCGAGCAAGCCAAAGCCUUGUUUGAGAAAGUAAAAAAGUUCCGGCUCCACGUUGAGGAAGGGGAUCUGCUAUAUGUCAUGUAUGUUCGCCAGACCAUCGUAAAGGUUCUCAAGUUCCUUUUUAUUAUUUGCUAUAAUAGUGCACUUGUUUCAAAAGUACAAUUCACAGUGGACUGUAAUGUUGACAUACAAGAUAUGACCGGUUAUAAGAACUUUUCCUGUAACCACACAAUGGCACAUCUGUUCUCCAAGCUAUCCUAUUGUUACUUGGGCUUUGUUGGUGUGUAUGGAUUAACGUGCCUUUAUACACUUUACUGGUUAUUCCACCGAUCCUUAAAGGAAUAUUCUUUUGAAUAUGUUCGCCAAGAGACUGGCAUUGAUGACAUACCGGAUGUGAAGAACGAUUUUGCCUUUUUGUUUCAUAUGAUUGAUCAGUAUGAUCCACUGUACUCAAAAAGAUUUGCUGUUUUCCUUUCAGAAGUCAGUGAAAACAAACUGAAACAAUUAAGCUUAAAUAACGAAUGGACAGCUGAUAAGUUGAGACAAAGGUUACAAACAAAUUCCUCCAACCGUUUAGAGCUACAACUGUUUAUGCUGUCUGGUCUUCCUGACACUGUGUUUGAAGUUACAGAGCUCCAGUCUUUAAAGCUGGAAAUUAUGAAUAAUGUCAUGAUACCAGCAACAAUUGCUCAACUUGAUAAUCUCCAAGAAUUGACGUUGUAUCAGUGCUCCGUUAAAAUUCACACAGCAGCACUGGCAUUUCUAAAAGAGAACCUGAAGGUACUAAGAGUAAAGUUUGACGAUGUUCGAGAACUUCCACCUUGGAUGUACAGCCUAAGGAACCUUGAGGAACUCUAUCUUAUUGGCUUUUUAAGCCCUGAUGUUUCAAAAAAUAUUAACCUUGAGUCUUUUCGUGAGCUCAGGAGUCUAAAAAUACUAUUUAUCAAAAGUAAUUUAUCUAAAAUUCCUCAAGGGGCUGUUGAUGUUGCUGGGCAUCUUCAAAAGUUGUGUGUCCAUAAUGAUGGCACUAAGGUGGUGAUGGCAAACAAUUUGAAGAAGAUGGUAAACUUGACUGAGCUGGAGCUUGUACACUGUGACUUAGAGCGCAUACCUAAUGCCAUUUUCAGUCUGUCAUCACUCCAAGAACUGGAUCUGAAAGAAAAUAAUCUCAAGUCCAUUGAAGAAAUUCUAAGUUUCCAACACUUACGCAAACUAACCAUCUUGAAGCUUUGGUUCAACAGUAUUACUUACAUCCCAGAACACAUUAAAAAGCUAACCAGCUUGGAACGGCUGUACUUCGGCCACAACAAAAUUGAGGUGCUUCCUUCUCACUUGUUCUUAUGUCACAAACUCCGAUACUUAGACUUGUCUUAUAACGACAUCAGGUUCAUUCCCCCUGAGAUUGGGGUUCUCCAAAGCUUGCAGUAUUUUUCAAUAUCUUGCAACAAAGUGGAAAGCGUUCCAGAUGAACUCUACUUUUGCAAGAAACUGAAAACUUUAAAGAUUGGAAAAAAUAAUUUGUGCUCGCUUUCACCAAAAAUUGGAAACUUAGUUUUCCUUUCUUAUCUGGAUAUUAAGGGCAAUCACUUUGAGAGUUUACCACCAGAACUUGGAGACUGUAGAUCCCUGAAGAAAAGUGAACUUAUUGUAGAAGACAUUUUGUUUGAGACACUUCCAACCGAUAUUAGAGAAAAAAUGAAAUUGGAGUAACACAUGGUAGUCUAUCAGCAGCUGGCACUACUGCAUUGGUCUGUUACUUUUUGGCCUUGGAAAUAAAAUCACAAACUACUGUUAUGUUGGAGGAGUUCUUGCUACACCUUAUUAAUGGACCUUAAACUGCCUUAUGAUUUUAUUUUCCUAACUUGGCCCUUUUAUAGUGGGCAUUACUCCUGUAUAAGAUUUGUUGUUUUUCCUUAACACUUUAUGAUGCUUAUUGAUCUUAAAUAUAUGGCAUUUUAAAAAAUUAUUGCCGGGCAAUAUACAUUUUAUUAACAUGUUAGUCUUUUGAAUUUUUAAAUGCUCAGGUACUGUCUAUGGUUCUGAGAAACAUUUUAUGUUUUUUUGACCAUAUCCUGUUGUACAGUUAUUUGUGUUUUUUGUUACCAUUAUAGGGACCAAUACAAUACUAUUACAUUAAUUAUAUAUUUUCCUGUAAAGUGAAUGGAUUCCAGAAAAAUGUCAAAAAGUCAUGUUAUGUUGUGCCUUAAAGUGCUUACAUAGGCAGACUAUCAAAAUACAUACUCUAAAUGCAAAACAUAAGUUUAGUAUUAUGGCCAGAAGUGUUAAUUAGUGCCUGCUAUUCACUGUGCACACAGCUUUCCAUCCCUAUCUAUCAUUUGACUCAUAUCCUGCUAGCCUUGUG
Molecule: messenger RNA, 3196 nt
Organism: Nanorana parkeri
Lineage: Eukaryota; Metazoa; Chordata; Amphibia; Anura; Dicroglossidae
Gene: LRRC8C
Product: leucine rich repeat containing 8 family member C
Exons: 3
Coding region: 145-2544 (799 amino acids)
Molecular function (GO): protein binding
Source: RefSeq, a predicted model, not a curated record